AUGCCUGCGCACGCGAAGACAACCGGCUCAACGCACGCGGAAGCAACGAAGCGCGGCCGUGGCCGUCCGGCCAACACCAACGCCCCGCAGAAGCGUAUGAUGAUCGAGGACAUUGCAGAAUAUCGCAGUCUCAAGGCCAGAGGCGCGCCGCAGGUGGACAUCACAGCGGCUAUCAACUCGGAAACUCGGAAAAUCAUCCAGCACUUCGGGUGGAUGGAUCCAUUACGCGCCGUAUCCCCAGUGACACCAACGGAGGCCAGCGAUCAUCCGCCGAACGAGCUCGAACAGAAGCGAAGGGACGCCGUGUACAAGAAGGUCCGAGCGGAAGUGAGGAAGGUCUGGCGGGAGAACCUGUCGGCCAAGCCUUCUGAAGUAGUCGACAAGUCAUCAACUGCGAUCGCGGAGCUGAUCAAACUCUUCGCCCGCAAGCCCCGUCACAAGCAGCUUUAUAAGGUUUGGGCCGCAUCGCGAGCACGCCCCGACCUGGAAGCGGAAGUGGAUAAGCGUCAUGCCGCCAAGAUGCAACAGAGUGCGCUCACUACAAACACUACUCCACGUGUGGCAACAUGGAAUGAGGUGGCUUCGGAGUGGUACCAUAUGGCGAGCAAGAAGGAGAAGAAGGCGACUCGCAAGGAGCGCAAGCGCAUGUAUAGGCGGGACAAGAAGGCUUGGGAACUUAGCGCGUCCGCGAUGCCCGACUCCCCUGAAGAGGCUAUCGAUUUCAUGGAGGCGUCACAAGGCUUCCUAAGCGAUCUCAUGCACUUCUUCGCGAAUAGGGCUUCAGGGAUAGCCGUUAUGUUCUUGAGUGGCCCCGACGGUGCUAGAUUGAUCUCGGAAGGCGUGUGUAACGUUUCCGAACGGCCCAAACUACUUUAUACCGAAGUGAACCCAGAAGACUGCGAACACUUCGAACACGGAUUGGCGAAGCAAACUCAGAUUCUGAACGCCGACAAGAACGGCGACGGUGAUAUCGAAAGCGGGAAUGUCGAAUUUGAAGGCAUAAACCUCGAAGGCGAGGGUGUUAAUGCCGGGAAUGGUGAUAGCUACGUCGAGGACGAAGCCGACGACGACAACGAAGAGACAGACAGGCUCGAGUUUCUGAUGCUGCAUCCGCCUGCUCAGCAGGAAGCCCAGGCCACGCGCUCGCACAGAUCUUCCGAUGCAAGCACCUACGACCCGCUUUCGAUACAGCUUGAUGCCGAGACCAACAUUUAUGAGCCGAACUCUGACGAUGAUCCUCCCUUCGCCAACCUAGUUGAUGACAUAACGCCCACUCCGAACGCCUGCAUGGCAACGUACUUUGCAUUCGAUGCAGGGAAGAACUAUACACAGUCGACAAUGGAUGCGAUCGAGUACACCCGCCUAUUUCGCGCCAUCUUGCCUAAAGUCUUGCCUCAUAAGCCGUGGUUGGAAGAGUCUAAUACGGUGAACUUCCUCAGAUCGGUCCCGAACAAGCUUGGGGAUCGGAUAGGCGCGCAGCUAGCAUGCGAUCUCAGCAUGGCAUACCUGAAUUUUGAAGCUAGCAAGCUGGACGAGUUCCCUCUGGAUAUGAAGACAGUAAAGACGUCGGAUGGGUCUGAUGCUAUCCCACCACCGGACUACGUGGCAGGUCUACAGUCAAGAUCAUUUACGUCUCGAUGGAACGGUAGAGCUGGCAAGGGCGAGUUCAGGACACCGGCGAAGCUGGAUGCAGACAUCAACAUUAGGCUGCCUCACCAGUGGGCACUUCUACAACCGAAGGAGCGUUUGGACGAGCAAGGGCGCAUAUGUCGCACUGCUGACGUAGAUAUGAGCUGGAAGAAAGCUCUGGCACCCGGCAUAGACGGUGCACGUCUGCUCGUUGUGACAGCCUUGGUUUGGGUAUGGAACCUUCGGGAUGAAGAGCGCUCCCAGUGGUCAUACUUGGCGAUCGACAUGAUCCAGGUCCUUCGCAUCUUGUGUCAUCAGGAUAGCCUUCUAGGAACUCGCGAUUCAACAGCGGCAAUACGUCGAAAUGAGGGUGCCGUACCCGAGGGACGCAAAAGAUCGGCGCGCGAGUGGAAGAAGAGCGCAAAGCUUCGGGAACUUGAAGGAACUAUCUAA
Molecule: messenger RNA, 2082 nt
Organism: Peniophora sp. CBMAI 1063
Lineage: Eukaryota; Fungi; Basidiomycota; Agaricomycetes; Russulales; Peniophoraceae
Source: the annotation of a GenBank genome assembly